UGUCACAAUGCUGCUGCUACUGCACAGAGCUAUGGUCCCGGGGCUCCAACAGGCCUCCAGACUCAGGUCAACCUUGAGGCUGUGCAUUCGGGCCUGCUCUACAGAUGAUUCAUUUCAGCCCCAGCACCCCAGCCGCACCUUCUCUGAUGAUAACUCUGCCAGAAGGGGCUGGGGGGUCAUGGGAACCCUGCUGGGCCUUGGUGCAGUGUUAGCCUAUCACGAAUGUCGGUGCAGGGCUGAUCAGGAGUCACCACGCGUGUACACGAGGGAGGAAGUAAGCUCCCACUGCAGCCCUAAAACUGGGAUCUGGGUGACUUUUGGCCAUGAGGUCUUUGACGUCACAGAAUUUGUGGACCUACACCCAGGGGGGCCAUCAAAGCUGAUGCUAGCAGCUGGGGGUCCCCUAGAGCCUUUCUGGGCCCUCUAUGCCGUUCACAACCAGCCCAAUGUGCGUGAGAUACUGGCUCAGUACAAGAUCGGGGAACUGAACCCCGAAGAUAAGGCGCCUCCAACCUUGGAGAACUCUGACCCUUAUGCUGGUGAUCCUCCACGUCACCCGGCCCUGAAAGUCAAUAGCCAGCGCCCCUUUAAUGCAGAGCCCCACCCUGAGCUGCUGACAGAAAACUACAUCACACCCAAUUCUCUCUUCUUUACUCGGAACCAUCUGCCUGUACCCAACCUGGACCCAGACACCUACCGCUUGCAUGUAGUAGGGCCACCUGGGGGUCAGUCACUGUCCCUGUCCUUGGAUGACUUGCGCCAGUUCUCCAAGCACGAGGUCACAGUCACUGUGCAGUGUGCCGGCAACCGGCGUUCUGAGAUGACUAAGGUCAAAGAAGUAAAAGGUCUGGAGUGGACGACAGGGGCUAUAAGCACUGCACACUGGGCUGGGGCGCGGCUCUGUGAUGUGUUAGCCCAGGCUGGCCACCACCUUUCUGAAACUGAGGCCCAUGUUUGCUUUGAGGGGCUGGACUCAGACCCCACUGGAAGUGCCUAUGGAGCAUCCAUCCCUCUGGCUCGGGCCUUGGACCCUGAAGCUGAGGUCCUGCUGGCAUAUGAGAUGAAUGGGCAGCCUCUGCCUCGAGACCACGGCUUCCCUGUGCGUGUGGUGGUUCCUGGUGUGGUAGGUGCCCGCCAUGUGAAGUGGCUGGGCAAAGUGAGUGUGGAGCCAGAGGAAAGUUAUAGCCACUGGCAGCGGCGAGAUUACAAGGGCUUCUCUCCAUCUGUAGACUGGGACUCUGUAGAUUUUGAUUUGGCUCCAGCGAUUCAGGAGCUUCCUAUCCAGUCGGCCAUCACACAGCCCCGGGAUGGGGAGACGGUAGAGUCCGGGGAGGUGACUGUGAAGGGUUACGCAUGGAGCGGUGGUGGCAGGGCUGUAGUCCGGGUGGAUGUGUCUCUGGAUGGUGGCCUAACCUGGCAAGUGGCUGAGCUGGAUGGAGAGGUACAGCGCCCCCGGAAAGCCUGGGCCUGGCGGCUAUGGCAGUUGCAAGCCCCUGUGCCUGCUGGGCAAAAGGAAUUAAACAUUGUUUGUAAGGCUGUGGAUGACAGCUACAAUGUACAGCCAGACACCGUUGCCCCAAUCUGGAACCUGCGAGGCGUGCUCAGUAAUGCCUGGCACCGGGUCCACGUUCAUGUCGCCCCAUGAGAACAUAUGGAACGGAGCCAUUUACACCCCCAGAACCACCUUCUCAACCCCUUUCUACACACACCUAUCCCUUGGCUGUCAUUGCCACAGGAAAACCUUUCUCUCUUUCUCUCCACUUCUUGGAUCACAAUCCUAUACUAAGCCUUCCUGAGUUAUAGACAGGUACAUUCCACCUUGGCAUGCUCCCUGCAUUGACACUAUUACAUAUCCCUCCUUGCUUCUCACCUUGUGCCAGGAGGUGAGAGCUGUUGGAAGAAGGAGCUAGAAGUGCGAAA
Messenger RNA from Trichechus manatus latirostris (Florida manatee), 1920 nucleotides. It is a transcript of the gene SUOX, whose product is annotated as sulfite oxidase. The transcript is spliced from 3 exons. Gene Ontology annotation, molecular function: molybdenum ion binding; sulfite oxidase activity; molybdopterin cofactor binding. The record is from RefSeq and is a predicted model, not a curated record. Gene Ontology annotation, biological process: sulfur compound metabolic process. Lineage: Eukaryota; Metazoa; Chordata; Mammalia; Sirenia; Trichechidae. The coding region runs from base 8 to 1645 and encodes 545 amino acids. Gene Ontology annotation, cellular component: mitochondrion.